AUGAAUUUCGGGUCUCUGUUCAAGAAUCUGGCGAACUUCCAGUUCCCCUACACUAUUGAGUCCGAGCCGUAUCAUUCGACGCCGCUGUGGGACCUGUACCGUGGGCAGCGGAAGAAGGACUCACACGAUGUCACUGUGUUCAAGGCAAAAUGCGACGGGGCCGCUGGGUCCAAUUGCGACGAACUCAUCAUGCACGCGAUGCACAUGAUCAAAGUUAUCCGUGUUCCUGGGAUUUGCCCUUUGCUCGACGUGUUCGACUCGAACGGGCCGGACGCUCUAUUCAUUGUGACCGAGGCGGUCACUCCCUUGAGUACUGCUCUUGGUGAAGCAGGGAUCGGUGAGGCCGGAUUGCUUUUGGGGUUGCACGACCUGUUCCGGCUGUUCCAAGUGCUUGAACCACUGUUUUACAUCGGGAACCUGUCUUUGGAGAACCUUUUCGUCGACAAGCAGGGGAACUGGGUACUGUUCGGGCUCGAGUGCUGCUACGAGAAAGCACCCGAGAAGUUCGACCGGUUUAAGUUCAAGGACUACAUCAAGAUGUGGCGUGGCCUGCAUGGUUUCCCCCCCGUGGCGGAUGGAGCUAAAUCGCUAGACCCAUCGCUGAUCGACGCGAUCGCAUUGGGCGAGCUCAUUGAAGCACUGUUCGAGGCGGCAAAAGUUAGGAUCCCGAGUGAUUGGGGCAAGUACGUGCAGGGUCUCGCACAGGGUCGCAUGACGCUCACUGGGUUCAUCCAGCGCGUGGAGCAGACAGCUACGUGGCGCGGGAAUCCGCUACUGCCAAUCUACGACGAGUUGAAGUUGUUCCACAUCAAGGACGCGCACUCGAAGUUACAGAUCAUGCAAAAGUUCGAACAGUACUACUUCCGCGGCGGUACGCGGUCGCUCGCUAGCCAGUUCACUCCCGGGUUCAUUGGCCAACUGAUCGUCCCGGAACUUGUCGAAUGUCUUUCGUGGAUCUUAAAUCAGGAGAACGGGUUGAUCGUGUUCAACCGGACGCUUGUGAAAUUGUUGACCGUGGUGCUGAGCCUAGUUGUGGAGGCCCGCGAGAUUUCAGAGUUAUCCGAGGGGAUGAAGGACAUGCUGUACUUGUGUUCGAAGCUCACGGACCGGCAGAUCCGGUUUGUGAUGUUGAUCUUCCUGCCGAGGUUACUGGAGAAGUUCCCCAAGCAAUUGGACUUCAGUGGGCGGAUCUUCCCCUUUUACUUGCAGGGGAUGCUGGACACGGACGCUACGUUGCGGCUGCAGACUCUAAAGACGAUCCCUUACAUCAUUGGCGAGCUGACUGAGCGACAAUUGAACAACGAGAUCUUGCGGUCGAUCGCUAAGACGCAAGUGGACGCCAAUGAGGAGAUCCGGAUGUGGACCGUGUUGACUAUUGUGGAGAUCUCAGACAGGUUGUCCGGUGUCAGCAACCGUGAUGGUGUGCUAGCGACGAUUUACACAAAGUCUCUGAGGGACCCUAGUAUCAGCACGCGGCUAGCGGCGCUGUACGGUUUAAAGAUGAGCAUUGGGAUCUUCCAAGUUGAGGUGAUCGCUAACAAAGUACUCACUGUGAUUGCACCUAGUCUCUUGGACAAGGACCGAGUUGUCCGUGUACGCGCGAAGGAACUGUUCGGGUUAUACUUGGCGAAACUCGAGGAGGAGGCCAGUUUGCAAUUUGAGAAGGGCGAGGGCGAGGGCGAAAGUGAGAAUGAGAGCAGUGACGACCAUACUGCGUUUCUACAGAGGUUUGAACAAGGCGGCUAUUUUGCGCGGGAUCUGGCAGACAUUGUGGACAAGUUUAUGACUGGUCUGAGUGUUUCCCCGGAAGACAACCUGGACAGUUUUGGUUCUACUGCCGCGUACGGCGGGUUCUCCACGAUGUCUGGGGACCCGACGGAAACACUUCUUGGUUCAGGCCGGUGGGCGACGCCACCUGCCAGUUCAGCGGAGCCCGCUGAGGUAGUACCAGAGGACGAUGACGCCGGGUGGGACGCAGAGGACUCCUCCUGGGACAGUACCACCACCACCCCGCAAGAGACGAAGCCCGUACGGUCCUCCAUCCUGAGCAGACCGCGGCAACCGCAGUCCACGACGAGAACGGCUGCGACACCGGCCGCGAAGCGCAAGCCCAGCAUCCUGGCAGGGGCCAGGCGGACGCCGCCCGCAGCAGCGGCCCCUGCCAGGGGGGAGAAAUCGAUUCUGAGCCGGCGCCCAGCGGGGACCCUCACUGCCACCACCCCAGCGGAACCAGAAGAGGACGACUGGGACUCCGCGUGGUGA
Molecule: messenger RNA, 2262 nt
Organism: Huiozyma naganishii CBS 8797
Lineage: Eukaryota; Fungi; Ascomycota; Saccharomycetes; Saccharomycetales; Saccharomycetaceae
Gene: CEX1
Product: COPI-interacting protein CEX1
Exons: 1
Coding region: 1-2262 (753 amino acids)
Biological process (GO): tRNA export from nucleus
Cellular component (GO): cytoplasm
Source: RefSeq, a predicted model, not a curated record